AUGGAUCGGGAACUCGGCGCUAGAGGCAUCAAACCGCCUCUAGCAGCCGCCGAUGCUGUCCAUCGCCAUCACAAUAUCCAACACCAUCUUGAUCGAUACGGAAAGCAUGAACCACAACUGUCAACCAUCCACCAUUCCAGCACCCCUCUCCCUGCUCCCGUCAGCGAUGAUAGCUCGUACAAGCAGCUCAAGGAAGCCUGGAUCGCUCAUCAGACUGGAAGCUCGAUCCACGUUAUCAAUCUUCUCGGUCUCGUCAUGCUCCUGACCUAUGCGAUAUGGUCCGUCCUCAGAGCGAAGCGACUCCGCUUUGUUCGUGAAACGCGACAGCUUCGGCCAAGCGAGCUGGGCUACUCAGCGCUGUCUUAUUUGGUGGCUGCGUUGGCUGGGCUGGGUGAUUGGCAGCUCGAAUUUCUCAUCCUCGUCGCACCAGCGGUGUGCGCACAUACCAUCCUAGCUACGCAUCUUGUAGCAACAAACUGUGCGUUGCUCGUGCUACUCGUGCUUCUGAUACGUAGUGAACCGUCCUUGUCGCCAAAACGGAGCUCGAUACGGGAGCAGAAGCAGAAGCGCCAUUGGUCGAAAAAGUUCUCCGACGACGAGGAUCAAGAUGACGACGACAGUAGACACAAAAUCGCAAAAGCAUCUUCAUUCGUGACAAGCUCAGCGACCAUAGAAGUUGAGCCGCCAUUCCGUGUCUCGAUUGACUCGGCCGCCGAUGCUGCUCAUGCAGCAGCUGCACCACCCAACUUCUACGACGGACCAGGUUCAGCGUUUCGUUCGGAUCUCGAUCUCUCAAUAGAUACGUCCAUGAUAACGGCGCCCCAGAGUCCUGUUGUGGCAUCAGCAGCAUCGAGUUCGAGUUUCCGUGGUUUUGAGGCUUCGUUUUUGUCCCCGGAUUUGGCGUCGACGUCAACGUUUGCAUCUUCGUCCCCCUCACGACGUUCAGCCGAGCUCACGGCAUUGAAAACAGCACCGAUGCAGUUGCUUCAUUCGCGAGAUGGAUCCGAUGCACAAUCAGUCGUUUCUGCGUCCUCUGCGAUGUCACCACUCGCAAGAAGCGUAGUGGAUCCAUGGGGAAAAGGCAAGCAGCCCCCUUCGAUCGAUCAUUCGACUUGGACCUCUCACACCGAAGACAGUCCCUCGUAUACCACGUCUCCAACAAACUCAAACUCAAUUGGCGGAUCACCGGUUUUGCAGCACCAUCGAUCAUUAGACAGCAGCAAUCUUUUUGUCAGACCGCAGCCCUUCCUGACCGUCUACCGAGCACACAUGAUGCUCGUAACCAUUAUCUCGAUUCUGGCUGUCGACUUCUCCGUCUUCCCGCGCUUCCUGUCCAAGUGCGAAUCUUGGGGCACAAGUUGGAUGGACAUGGGUGUUGGAUCCUUCGUCUUCUCUCUCGGCAUCAUCUCUGCAUUACCAUUCCUCAAGAAUCCGCGCAAUCGAUUCCGACCGCUUCGACAGCAACUCGUCUCCGAUUUUCGCAAAGCUCUGCCAUUGGUCGCGCUGGGUUCGAUCCGGAUCAUCAUGGUCAAGGGAGUAGAGUAUCCGGAGCAUGUGAGCGAGUACGGUGUACACUGGAACUUUUUCAUCACGCUCUCAAUGCUGCCGUUUGCAGCGACGCUUUCCAGACCCUUUUCACGGUGGAUUCGGUACAGCGUUCUAGGCAUUUUGCUCUCGGUCUUACAUCAGGUCUUGCUCAACUGUACUUCGUGGCAAACAUGGGCAAUUUCCGAUACAGUUCAACGCACCACGCUUCUCGCUCAGAACAAAGAGGGCCUGACGAGCAUGGUCGGCUACCUGGCCAUUUUCUACAUCGGUCUGGAUCUGGGCCAUUACGUCUUGCCGCUAGAUCCGUACUUUGCGUAUCGAAAAUUCAGUCGUCGUCGAUCCAAGCCACGCACCCACAAACUAGCCAUGAUAUUGGCGAGCUUAGCCAUCCUCUGGUGGAUGGGCUACGGCGUUUCAAGUAUAGUGGGUCUAAGAACGAGCAGAAGACUUGCUAAUCUUCCUUAUGUCUUCUGGGUGGCCGCUUUCAACACUUCGUUCUUGCUAUGUUACGUGAUGGUGUAUAUGCUCAUACUGCAACCAGUAGAACAGCAGGAACAGCAGGAACAGCAGGAGCAGCAGGAACAGCAGGAACAGCAGGAACAGCGACAGUCGACGCCGACGCAACAGCGCGACUCGGUCACAGCACUCAUUCUGCAAGACCUCAAUAGGCAUUCCUUGACGGUGUUUCUCGCGGCCAAUCUGUUGACUGGAUUGGUGAAUUUGACGCUCAAGACAAUGUAUAUCAGAGAUGCUGUCGCAGUCGUCAUAUUGUUGGCAUAUACGGGCAUAUGCUGUGGACUGGCAAGGUGGUUGACGAGACGAAACAUCAGACUCAAGUUGUAG
Mycosarcoma maydis (corn smut) is the source of this 2391-nucleotide messenger RNA. RefSeq names its product glucosaminyl-phosphotidylinositol O-acyltransferase. Gene Ontology annotation, biological process: GPI anchor biosynthetic process; protein localization to plasma membrane. Gene Ontology annotation, cellular component: endoplasmic reticulum; membrane. The transcript has a single exon. Gene Ontology annotation, molecular function: glucosaminyl-phosphatidylinositol O-acyltransferase activity. The record is from RefSeq and is a predicted model, not a curated record. NCBI's taxonomy places the organism in Eukaryota, Fungi, Basidiomycota, Ustilaginomycetes, Ustilaginales. Bases 1 to 2391 code for a protein of 796 amino acids.